Staurois parvus is the source of this 1257-nucleotide messenger RNA. NCBI's taxonomy places the organism in Eukaryota, Metazoa, Chordata, Amphibia, Anura, Ranidae. The record is from the annotation of a GenBank genome assembly.
AUGAUCCACAGCCUGUUUCUCAUCAACCCUUCUGGGGAUAUCUUCCUGGAGAAACACUGGAAAAGUGUGGUGUCGCGAUCAGUUUGUGACUACUUUUUUGAGGCCCAAGAAAGGGCAUCCGAUCCAGAGAAUGUGCCACCCAUCAUCCAGACUCCCCAUCAUUACCUGCUCAGUGUUUACAGGCAUUCCAUAUUUUUUGUGGCUGUCAUACAGACUGAGGUGCCCCCGCUAUUUGCUAUAGAGUUUCUUCACCGAGUCGUGGACACAUUCCAGGAUUAUUUUGGUUCAUGCUCAGAAAUUGUCAUCAAAGAGAAUGUUGUUGUUGUUUAUGAAGUUCUUGAGGAGAUGCUGGAUAAUGGAUUCCCUCUUGCCACUGAAUCAAAUAUAUUGAAGGAGCUCAUUAAACCUCCCACUAUACUCCGCAGUGUGGUGAACACAAUUACAGGUAGCUCGAAUGUGGGUGACCAGCUUCCAACCGGCCAGCUCUCAGUGGUUCCAUGGAGGAGAACAGGAGUCAAAUAUACCAAUAAUGAAGCUUAUUUUGAUGUCAUAGAAGAGAUCGAUGCCAUCAUUGACAAAUCAGGCUGCACAGUAACUGCUGAGAUCCAGGGUGUGAUAGAUGCCUGUGUAAAACUGAGUGGGAUGCCUGAUUUAACCCUCUCCUUCAUGAAUCCUCGCCUUCUGGAUGAUGUCAGUUUCCACCCCUGUGUACGUUUUAAGAGAUGGGAAUCUGAGCGAAUUCUGUCUUUCAUACCCCCAGAUGGCAACUUCCGCCUCCUGUCCUAUCACGUCAGUGCUCAGAACUUGGUGGCCAUUCCAGUCUAUGUAAAGCAUGCAAUCAGUUUUCGGGAAGGCAGCAGUUCUGGGCGAUUCGAGGUGACGCUGGGACCUAAGCAGAGCAUGGGUAAAACAGUAGAGGGGGUGACCCUUACUGGGCAGAUGCCAAAGGGGGUCCUGAAUAUGACACUCACCCCAUCUCAGGGGACGUAUGUCUUCGAUCCAGUAACCAAGUUGUUGUCUUGGGAGGUGGGGAAAAUUAAUCCUCAAAAACUACCAAGUUUAAAAGGAACCAUGGUUCUUCAAGCUGGAUGCUCAAAGCCAGAUGAAAAUCCAACGCUGAACCUUAAUUUCAAGAUCCAGCAGCUGGCGAUCUCAGGUCUGAAAGUGAACAGGCUGGACAUGUACGGUGAAAAGUACAAACCCUUCAAAGGAAUCAAAUACAUGACCAAGGCUGGCAAAUUCCAAGUCAGAACAUAA